Molecule: messenger RNA, 876 nt
Organism: Euleptes europaea (tarantolino)
Lineage: Eukaryota; Metazoa; Chordata; Lepidosauria; Squamata; Sphaerodactylidae
Gene: GTPBP8
Product: GTP binding protein 8 (putative)
Exons: 6
Coding region: 1-864 (287 amino acids)
Cellular component (GO): mitochondrion
Molecular function (GO): GTP binding
Source: RefSeq, a predicted model, not a curated record
AUGGUCCAGCUAACAAAAGCAAGGAAACUGCAAAUUAUUAACUGUCUACUGCGGAGGAAUGUUGUGAGCAGAGGCAGGCCCACAACCAAAUAUGCUUCAUUUUCAGAAGUUCUGCAGUUAGAGGAGAAGCAGUACAUGCAAACUGCCUUCCCGCUCCAAGAUCUGGCAAGAUAUCUGACACCUAAUGUGGACACUUCAAGUUUUCAGGUUUUCAAUCCUAACCAGGAGGACAUCAAGAGAGCAGAGGCGUUUUUCGUUCCAUCGCGCCAUCAUGCCAUCGACUAUUUCAUUUCUGCUGUCCGGAUGGAUCAUGCCCCGCAAUUGUCACAUCCUGAGGUUUGCUUUUUAGGAAGAAGCAAUGUUGGAAAGUCCUCCUUAAUAAAGGCCUUGUUUUCAUUGGCCCCUGACGUUGAAGUCCGAAUUUCAAAACAUCCAGGUCACACAAAGAAAAUGAAUUUCUUCAAAGUGGGAAAAUUAUUUACAAUGGUGGAUAUGCCAGGUUAUGGCUACAGGGCACCUGAAGAUUUUGCAGAGAUGGUGGAGCCUUAUUUAACCCAGCGCCAGAAUUUGAAACGGACAUUCUUAUUAGUGGAUGGCCUGGUAGGAAUUCAGCCAGCAGACCACAUUGCUAUAGAAAUGUUGGAAGAAUUUGGGAUUCCUUAUGUUUUUGUACUAACAAAAAUUGACAGAGCACCAAAAGGUGUGAUGGCAAAAAAUGUGAUUCAGAUCCAAGACUUCAUAAAGAAGAAUACUAAUGGGUGUUUUCCUCAGCUGUUUCCAACCAGUUCUUUGUAUCAUUUUGGAAUCCAUGUGUUGAGGUGUUUUAUAGCCCACGUAGCUGGAAGUUUUCACUUAUCUUCAUGACGGUUAUCCCUA